Sphenostylis stenocarpa is the source of this 3195-nucleotide messenger RNA. The record is from the annotation of a GenBank genome assembly. Lineage: Eukaryota; Viridiplantae; Streptophyta; Magnoliopsida; Fabales; Fabaceae.
AUGGCCAUGGACUCAACGGAGUUAAAGGUGUCGGAGCUAUUGAAAGAGGUCAACUUAGAUUACACUCCUCAGUUCUCUAAGCUAGUUGACGACACAGUUUCCGCCAUCAAAACCUCCAUCGACAAAAUCCCCAACGAGUUCAAGGUAACUGCAGAUUUGGCAUCGCGUUUUAUUAAGGACAUUGGUGCCGAUAAGGUCGAGUUUAAGUUUAAGAAGCCAGAGUUUAUUAAGACCGGUGGAAGUUACUCCAUACAGAGUAUUGCGAGGCCUGAAGUUAAUGUUGAUCUUAUCAUCAGAUACUAUGCCAAGAGGUGUCUGUAUUUGUGCUUGAUGAAGAAGUAUUUGGAAAGGUCUUCAUCUAUUGACAGGGUUGAAUGGUCUACGACACAGAAUGAAGCCAGAAAACCCUUGCUGAUUGUGUAUCCAGCUGCAAAGCUUGUUGAAGUUCCUGGUUUUUUUGUAAGAAUUAUUCCGUCCGCAAAGGCUAUAUUUAGCAUAGCGAAGUUGAACCUGAAGCGCAACAACAUUCAUAACUUGAGUAAUGGGAUUGAUCUUUUGGCUACACCGAAGUACAAUACCAGCAUUCUGGAAGAUAUGUUUAUAGAGGAUGCUGAAUUCAUGAACAAGUAUUUUGUUGGAUGGAAGGAACUAAGAGAGGCUUUAAUCCUUCUUAAGGUUUGGGCCCGUCAAAGAAGUUCAGUAUAUGUUCAUGAUUGCCUGAAUGGUUUUUUGAUUUCUGUCAUACUGGCUUAUCUUGCUUCUAAGCAACAUAUUAACAAUUCAAUGAAGGCAACAGAAAUAAUUCGUUUCACCUUGAACUUCAUUGACUGGGAAUGGGGCUCCAAUAUGUAUUGCCAUGAUGUAUUGGUAUUUAUUAAUGCUAGUGGUUUUGCAGCCACCUCAGAUUCGUGGAACCGAGGGCUCUACUUUCCAAAGGAAGGCCAAAGCAGUAUCACAAAAGAGCAAAAGAUUCAACUUAAAGAGUCAUUUCCAAUUGUCAUAUGCCAUCCGAAUGGAGAAUUCAAUUUGGCUUUUCGUAUGUCUAGGAUUGGUUUUACUCGGCUUCAAGAAGAGGCUGCUAUGACACUUAGAUGCUUAGAGAAGUGUAGAGAUGGAGGAUUUGAGGAAGUUUUUAUGACCAAGAUUGACUAUGCUGUUAAAUAUGACUACUGUAUGAGAAUAAAUUUAGAGGGAAAGAAAGAGGUAUUUGCUUUGGGAUUUUGUUUAGACGAUGAGUGCUGGAGAUCAUAUGAGGAUAAAAUACAUGGUAUUUUAUCUAAAGGGUUGAAUGAUAGAGUGAAAGUCAUUCAAGUUACAUGGAGAAAUACACAAUGCCAGUGGAGUGUGGAUGAUGGCUUGUCGGUAUUUGAUAAAGUGCCCCUGUUGAUAGGAGUUUCAGUGAGUACUUUGGAGAAAGCAUAUAGGAUGGUUGAUAUUGGCCCAAAUGCCGAAAUACUCACCCAUGAUUUGAAGCAGGCUCUUGAAUUUCGAAAGUUUUGGGGAGAGAAAGCAGAGCUUAGAAGAUUUAAAGAUGGUAGAAUUGCAGAAAGCACAGUAUGGGAAAGUGAGCAAUGGGCUAGACAUCUUGUUUUGAAAAGAAUAGCUGAGCAUUUACUUAGUCGACAUCUUUCUCUGCCCAAGGAAAAUAUUGUAGUUGUUGUGGAUCAACUUGAUUUUUCUUUGCUUCACGGUUCUGGAGAUCCUAUAUCACACUCUGUUAGUUUGCUUGGGGCAUUUGAUGUUUUAUCAAAACGUUUACGUCUUAUUGAAGACCUUCCUUUGAAGGUGUCCAGUGUACAGCCUUUAGACUCUGCUUUCAGGUUCACAUCAGUCUUCCCACCUGAACCUCAUCUUCUAGCUAAUGAAAAAAUUGAAUCUCUCAGACUGAGUAAGUUAGUUCCAUCAUGCAUUCAAGCACUGGAAGUUAUGAUUCAGCUAGAAGGUUCUGGGAACUGGCCAAUGGAUGAAAUUGCAAUUGAAAAAACAAAAUCUAGCUUCCUUAUUCAAAUUGGAGUGAGUCUUCAAAAGACAUGGGGAAUGACAUGUACUGCCACUGAGGAUAAUGUGGAUGUGUUAGUGUCAGGAUACGCAUUUCGUUUAAAAAUUUUGCAUGAGAGAGGCCUUAAUUUGCUCAAUAAGGAAAUUGGAGUUGACCAGGCUAAGCGAGUUCCUUCUGUUGACAAGAAACUUUUUAUCCGUGGUCAGCAUGCUAACAUGAUCAAUGGAUUAGAAAGUCGUUAUCCAAUAUUUGGACCAGUAGCUAGACUUGCAAAACGAUGGGCUGCUUCACAUCUAUUUUCAGCGUGCUUGGUAGAGGAGGCUGUUGAGCUAUUGGUUGCAUAUCUUUUCCUUAAUCCUUUGCCAUUUGAUGUUCCCUGUUCACGGAUCACUGGGUUUUUGAGGUUCCUGCGGUUACUCUCACACUAUGAUUGGACUUUCUCUCCGCUGGUUGUUGACAUAAAUAAUGAAUUGAGCAAAAGUGAUGAGAAAGAAAUAAAUGAUAACUUUUUGUUAAGAAGAAAAGGUCAGGGAGAAAAUGGCCAAAGUGUCGGGCCAGCAAUGUUCUUGGCUACAGUUUACGAUAAAGAAUCUGAGGCUUGGACUGGAUUAUCACCCAGUGGAAUGGAACUGAAAAGGUUAGUUGCAUAUGCCCGAAGUAGUACCAAUUUGCUGACGAAACUCGCAUUUCAGGAAGAGACUGGUCCAUACAGAUGGGAGUGCCUUUUCAGAACUCCGCUAAACAAUUAUGAUGCUGUAAUUAUUCUCCACAAGGACAAACUCCCGUAUCCCCAAAGGCUUCUCUUCCCUUCAGAUGUUAAUCAUGGUACGCAUGUUGCAGAAGGACAACCCAGCAAGUGUUUUCAACCCUUUUUGUUGCCAAAAGAUUUGAAGGGCAGGCCAGAGGAACUUAAAAAUAAGUUGCUGGUAGAUUUUGAUCCAUCAAAGUGCUUUAUCAGAGAUUUAAAGGCAAGUACACAUGAGUUCUCAUCCUCAUUCCAAGUAUGGCAUGAUUAUCUGGGAGGGGAUAUUAUUGGCCUAACAUGGGGGGAAUCAUUUUCUUCCAAGAAGCGGAAGCACGAGGAAGUGGUUGAUGAAGAAUAUAACCCUUUGAAGGUGUUAAAAGCUGUGGGGGAAAUUGGGAAAGGGUUUGUGAGGAGCGUAUACUUUCUAAAGCCCCCAAGGCUCAUGAAUUAG